Messenger RNA from Schizophyllum commune H4-8, 1370 nucleotides. RefSeq lists its product as uncharacterized. The coding region runs from base 32 to 1300 and encodes 422 amino acids. Gene Ontology annotation, biological process: maturation of LSU-rRNA from tricistronic rRNA transcript (SSU-rRNA, 5.8S rRNA, LSU-rRNA); box C/D snoRNP assembly; snoRNA localization. Lineage: Eukaryota; Fungi; Basidiomycota; Agaricomycetes; Agaricales; Schizophyllaceae. The transcript has 2 exons. Gene Ontology annotation, cellular component: nucleus; pre-snoRNP complex. The record is from RefSeq and is a predicted model, not a curated record.
CUCUCCUGCAUCCCUCACCCACACCGACGAGAUGGACAAUUCCGAGGCCAGCACAUCUAGCGCGGCUUCAUCUUCGGCAUUCCAGUCGGACAAACAGCAACCUUGCGCGAUCUGCAAGCAGAAGGUCGCAAUCUACACCUGUCCUCGCUGCUGCUUGAGAUCAUGCUCUCUGCAAUGCUCCACGACGCACAAGUCGACCUCCGGAUGCUCUGGUCAGCGCGACAAAGCAAAGUACAUACCCUUGAAAGAGUACGGCUACGGCGCGCUUAUGGACGAUUACACCUUCCUCGAGGACAUCGGGCGCCAUGUGGGGGACUGGGGGAAGGAGAUCGCGAAGCAGGGGUUGACUGCGGCCUCUUCGACUGGUGUGGCGCGCGGGAUGGCGAGGAUGCGCGGGGGGAAUAGGAAGCAGGGAGGCAGGCAGUCGGCGAAGAGAGAUGUACUGAAGAUGCAGCUGGAAGCGCACGACAUUGACAUCGACUUCUUGCCGAGUGGGAUGGAGCGGAAGAAGCUCAACCAGUCGACGUGGGACUUCAAAGCGCAGAAAGCGUUCCUGACCGUCGAGUUCAAGUUUCACCACGAGAAAGACACAUACUCCGUCCUAUGCCAUCGAAAUCGCACAGAUGCUACGCUCCUCUCCAUCCUCCAUUCCAGUAUAAGACUCCGCAAGAACGCCCCCGACUGGCUAUCAUCCACCUUCCCCCUUGACUUCGACUCCCCCGCUCUCCCCACUUUCACCACGACGAUUUACGACCCAAUGCACUCUGCGCACCACAAGCUCGACGUGCACAAAACUCUCUUAGAUGUUCUGCGCGGAAAGCACUUCGUCGAGUUCCCCACCAUCGAGCUGUGGUCAGGGGAUACAUUCUCCGGCCAUGUCAUCGUCGGUGGCACUGGCGAAGGAUCUACCGUGCAAAUACGUCGACAGUGGAAGGACGUGCAGCCGUAUCGCCCGCCACGAGCGAUGAAGAAGCGGAAGGUGGGGGAUGGGAAGGCGCUCAAUAUCUUGGGCGAAUACGGGAGCGACAGCGACGCCAGCUCGGAUGCGGAGCCCACCAAUAACGCCUUGCAAGGGUUGCAAACCUACGAAGACGAGGGAAGCGAUGAGAACGUUCCUCCAACUGCUGACGACGAAGAUUCGAUGGAGGAGGAGGGCGAGGAGAAUAGUGCGGAUGCAGACGCGGUCGAGACGGAUCCACAGGUGCUUGCGAAAUUGUUGCAGGAGGCGCGAGCGGCGGGUAAGUGGAAGGAGGAGGAUGACGAGGUACUAUCGGAUGGUGAAGAGGAGGUUAUAUACUAGCACAUGCAGACUUCUUCGAAGAUGUUGGCGGGACUUAUAAGAAGUCAGCGAGGCCUUGCAUGGUGACGGC